Molecule: messenger RNA, 1719 nt
Organism: Haliotis rubra (blacklip abalone)
Lineage: Eukaryota; Metazoa; Mollusca; Gastropoda; Lepetellida; Haliotidae
Product: vegetative cell wall protein gp1-like
Exons: 2
Coding region: 1-1719 (572 amino acids)
Source: RefSeq, a predicted model, not a curated record
AUGUGGCGAGAUCUUGGUCUGACCAUCAUGUCGACUUGCUUGCUUGCUCGCUUGUUUGCUUGUUUUGCCUUUGCUUGUUUGCCUGCUUGCUUGCCUUUGUUUGCCGCUUCUGUUUGCCUUGUUUGCCUGCCCGCCUCGCCUGCCCGCCUGAUCCUCUGUCUGCCUUGCUUGCUUUUUUCGCCUUGCCUGCCUGCCUUGCCUGCUUGCCUCUGCCUUGCUUGUCGCCUGCCUGCCUGCCUGCGCCUGCCUGUUUGCCUGCCUGCGCCUGCCUGCCCGCCUUUGCCGCCCCGCCUUUCGCCUCUUGCCUCGCCUGCUUGCCUCCCGCCCGCCCGCCUGCCUGCCUCCGCCUUGCCUGCCCCGCCUGCCUCCGCCUCCUGCCCGCCUGCGCCCGCCCGCCUCGCUCUCCGCCCCGCCUCCCGCCCGCCUGCCCGCCCGCCUGCCUUCGCCUCCCGCCCGCCUGCCUGCGCCCUGCCUCGCCCGCCCGCCUGCCUGCCUGGCCCGCCUCGCCCGCCCGCCUCGCCCGCCCGCCCGCCUCGCCUCGCCUCGCCUCCGCCUGCCCGCCCGCCUGCCCGCCCGCCUCGCCUGCCCGCCUCGCCUGCCCGCCCGCCCGCCUGCCCGCCUGCCCGCCUGCCUCUGCCCGCCUGCCUGCCCCCCGCCCGCCUCGCCUGCCUCGCCUGCCCGCCCGCCUCGCCCGCCCGCCUGCCUGCCUGCCUGCCCGCCUCGCCUCGCCUGCCUCGCCUCGCCUGCCUGCCUGCCUCCGCCUGCCCGCCUGCCCGCCUCGCUCCGCCCGCCCGCCUCGCCUCGCCUGCCCGCCCUGCCUGCCUGCUCUGCCUCCCUGCCCGCCUGCCUCGCCCUGCCUGCCCGCCUGCCUGCCUCGCGCCUGCCCGCCCGCCUGCCUCGCCUGCCUGCCUGCCUGCCUGCCUGCCUCGCCUGCCCGCCUCCCCGCCUGCCCGCCCGCCUCGCCCGCCUGCCUGCCUGCCUCGCCCGCCCGCCCGCCCGCCUGCCCGCCUCGCCCGCCUGCCCGCCCGCCUGCCUGCCUGCCUCCGCCUGCCCGCCUGCCUCGCCCGCGCCCGCCUGCCUCGCCUGCCUGCCUGCCCGCCCGCCUGCCUGCCUGCCCGCCCGCCCGCCCGCUCUCCGCCCGCCUGCCUCGCCCGCCCGCCCGCCUCUGCCUGCCUGCCUGCCCGCCUGCCUGCCUGCCUGCCUCCUGCCUCCUGCCCGCCUGCCUGCCCGCCUCGCCCGCCUGCCCGCCUGCCUGCCUGCCUGCCCGCCCCGCCCGCCUCGCCCGGCCCGCCUGCCUGCCCGCCCGCCCGCCUGCCCCGCCUGCCCGCCUGCCUGCCCGCCUGCCCGCCCGCCCGCCUCGCCUGCCCGCCCGCCCGCCCGCCCGCCUGCCUCCCGCCUCCGCGCCUGCCGCCCGCCUGCCUGCCUGCCUGCGCCUUGCCCGCCUGCCUCGCCUCGCCUCGCCUGCCCGCCCGCCUGCCCGCCCGCCUGCCUGCCUGCCCGCCUGCCCUGCCUGCCCUGCCCGCCUGCCCGCCUCGUCUGCCUGCCUCGCCUCCGUCUGCCCGCUGCCCUGCCUGCCCCGCCUGCCUGCCUGCCUGCCUGCCUGCCUGCCUGCCUGCCUGCGCCGCCCGCCUGGCCUCCGCCUGCCCGCCUCCGCCCGCCUCGCCCUUUGCCCGCCUCGCCCUGCCCGCCUGCCUGCCUACAGCUGCUCUCAAUGGAUAA